This is a messenger RNA of Drosophila kikkawai, 1572 nucleotides long. RefSeq lists its product as uncharacterized. NCBI's taxonomy places the organism in Eukaryota, Metazoa, Arthropoda, Insecta, Diptera, Drosophilidae. The record is from RefSeq and is a predicted model, not a curated record.
CUUAAAACUUUACAACAAAUCACUUGUGGUUUGCUGAAGAUCGACUGCUCGCUUAAACUUAACUAAAGAAAAUGGCAUAUGCCAUAAAACAAGCUCUGGACGGAACUUAACCUCAAUGCUAGCUCGGUAGCCCUGCAGGGUUGGAGAAGCUUCAGAAGCUCAUCACGCUAAGGAACAAGUACAGUACAGUACAAUUUACGUUGCGAUCUUGUAGGAAUACUUAUUGGUCAUCAUGUUAGCUACUUACCAAAUCCAUCAACAAAGGCCAGAAACCGCCAAAAUAGUAGUUAGCACCAACAGCUCCCUGGAUCAGUUCUAUCACACACUUCAGCUUUGCCUGAGAUUUGCACCGGAUGGCAACGACGUCUUCAAUCACCUUAUCAGCUGCCUGGAGAGGUUUCACUUCAUCCCCAUGCUGGACCGCAUGGCAGAGGCGGAGCUGCGCCGAGUGAUCCCGAUGCUAAGCCAGAAGCUAAAGGGUCUGCGUCUCCCAGUGAGCUCCAUACCCAAGCUUCAUGCCAUUUGCCAGCAGAUGGACGUUUCCCACUUGGUCAGCACCCGGUACUGUGUGCUUUUGGGCGAAGAGGAUGGUAGGAAUGCAGCAGCAGAGGACAUCGAGCUGCUGGGCGAGGUGCUGCCCAAUCUGGAGAUAUUGCACGUCUUCUGCUCCAUCCAAGGUUACAUCCCAGUCCUGAAAAAAGUACGCAUCCUUUCCCUGGUUAAUGCCUCACAGGCGACGCUGGAUGGCCUGCUCCAGAAGUGCCCCCAGCUGGAGCACUUUAUGAUAUGCCACACAAGCGAUUUCAAAAGUGUGUACGACAUGGAAAAUAUCAGACUCUGCAAGCUAAUAAAGGAUCUCCUACUGCCAUUCCAAGUUAAGACUCCACUGGCCAUCGGACAUCUGGCGAACCUUAGGCAUCUCUCACUGGAAUCCAAAAGGCUCUGGGCGGAAUCGGCCUGGCUGCCCACGGUCCUUGCCAUCAUCAAGGCCAAGCGGUUUGCUCUGGAACGUCUCACCUUCGACGGGACUUGGCUCGUGGGUCCUCUGAUCGUCUCCAAGCUGGAACUGACCCAGUGCACGGCUCUAAGGGAACUAAGGCUGAGCAACUGCAAGGUAGACGACGGAGUCGGCUGUCCUCUUCCCCUCAUCUGUCAAAAACUCAGCUUCCGAAGAUGCACCCUGAACAAGGUUUACGGUUUCCUGGCCACCCAGCAAAUGUUAAGGCACCUGGAGCUGUUCGAGUGCCAGGUUCAGUGGACUGGCCCACUCAUACGGAAGCUAAUAGGACUCAGUAUGCGGCGACUCGGGCCGAAACCUCUUCACUUCCAAUUCAGCCAGUCCACGCGACUGCGAUCGGAGUACACCAAGUUGGAAAAGGAGGAGCUGGCGGCCUCGAAGCCUUGGAUCCAAGUGAGAGAAGUGGAACCGCCGCAGUCAGAGACUUGGAAGCAGCCACCGGGUACGAUCACCAUGGAGUUUGGCCGCCCGAUUGACCAUCUACCCAAUGUCCAGCUGCCAGUGGAAAGUAUUCCGGUUGCUGCAGAUCUGCUCAAGGAGUUAUAUUAGUAUUA